ACAUGGUGGCAGUCCUCGGGGAGACCACGGGCUGCCUCGCCCUGCCCAACCUGCGGGACAAGAUGAAACACCACCCUGAAGGUUACCGCAUCCUCCAGGAACGGCCUCGCAUCCGUCUCUCCACCCUGGACAUGGCCAGGCUGCGAGGGCUGCCUGAUGGCUCGUUGGGCCGAGAGUACGUCCGGUUCUUGGAGGACAAUAAGGUUUCUCCAGACACCCGGAUGCCACCCAAGUUCGUUGAUGAUGAAGAGCUGGCAUAUGUGAUCCAGCGGUACCGAGAAGUCCACGACCUGAUGCACACCCUCCUGGGCAUGCCAACCAACAUGCUAGGUGAGGUUGUGGUGAAGUGGUUCGAAGCCGUCCAGACUGGGCUGCCCAUGUGUGUCCUGGGAGCAGCGUUUGGCCCCGUCCGUCUCAGCGCACGAAAGCUGCAGGUCUUGGCCACUGAGCUGGUCCCCUGGGCAAUUCGGAGUGGGCGCAACGCCAGCUGUAUCCUGAAUAUCUACUACGAGCAGCGCUGGGAGCAGUCAGUGGAGUCCCUGCGGGAGGAGAUCGGCAUCUUCCCUCCUCCAGCUGUUCGAGUGUGA
Antrostomus carolinensis (chuck-will's-widow) is the source of this 587-nucleotide messenger RNA. RefSeq names its product coenzyme Q4 (gene COQ4). The transcript is spliced from 5 exons. The record is from RefSeq and is a predicted model, not a curated record. NCBI's taxonomy places the organism in Eukaryota, Metazoa, Chordata, Aves, Caprimulgiformes, Caprimulgidae. The annotation marks the transcript as partial. Gene Ontology annotation, biological process: ubiquinone biosynthetic process. Gene Ontology annotation, cellular component: mitochondrial inner membrane; mitochondrion.